GCGUGCAAGGGUUGUGCGGGUAGGAUGGUCCGAGCUCACCCUUUUUCAGCCUUUCGAGUAAAAGAGUGGGGAUUUUUCUGAUCCCUGACCUCUGCGCUCGCAGCCUCGUCUCGCAACAAACGCGACUUCUUCCAAGCAGCAUCGCCAGCCACACCUCCGCCAUUCCUUGGCCAUCGAACCUAACCCCAAUUCGAAAGCCCACGAGGUUUGGAAACUCGACAAAGCAACGAGAUGGCGCCAAUCGAAGAUCCGCUGCUGCUGUUGCGGCAAUCAAUUGCUUCGGGUAGCAAGAUCACGCCAACCGCAUCCGCCGACUCGUCAGAAGAAGUACCGCUCUCCAAGGCAACCCACCUCGUAUUCACCGACCCGGUCCGGGUCGCCGUGCCCAUCGACGCGCCGACGCGAUUCACAUCAACCGAGGGCAAGGCCGUCGACGUGCGCUCCAUCUACUUCGCCUGGCUGAACACCGACUAUGCCAUUCCGGAAUACAAUGCCGUGGCGACCAAGCUGAACGAGGAGAUGGCUGGCUCCGCAGCCGUGCACAUGUUUGCGUUUGUCGAGCGUCUUGUGUUGUUUACGUUCUUGGAAGGCGCGCAAGAGGAGAGCGAGUUUAUCAAGCCUCUGCCCGGGGACAAGGAUGCCGCAACAGGGGCCGGCGCUGCGGCGACGGGCGCGGCGUUGAAGGCUGCUCCGGCCACAUCGGGUCGCGCAGGUCGAGGCACGAUGGAUCCGCGUCUGGCGCAAAUCUACGACGGGGAGCGGCGCAUGGGCGACCGGAAUACCAUCCUCAGGGGUAUCAAGCCAACCGAUUUCUCCCAUGUGCGCAAACUGGCCGCACCCUUCAUGACGCGCAAACCAGGCGGGACCCCCGCAGCAACCGGUGUCGGCGCCAACCCGUCGCUCGCGCUCAACCAAAAACCGACGCGGCGGCCCGACCCCAUCAUCCUCCUCUCGCCGUCGGCGUCGGCGCUCCUGCGCAUGUCCAACGCCAAAUCGUUCCUCGAGGGCGGGCGCUACACGCCGCCGGACAGCAACUCGACGUCGACGAUGCUGCACAUCUCGCGGCUCAUCAAGGACAUCGACGCGACGCGGCCGAUGCGCUUCAUCCUGGUGGAGGGCCCGGAGCAGUUCAAGCCCGAGUACUGGAACCGCGUGGUGGCCGUGUUCACGACGGGCCAGGCCUGGCAGUUUAAGAACUACCGCUGGAGCAACCCGACGGAGCUGUUCAAGCACGUGCUCGGCGUCUACCUGGGCUGGCGCGGCGACGAGCCGCCCGAGACUGUGCGUGUCUUUGGCCACAAGGUCCUCUCGUGCUCGGUUGAGAAGUGGCGCGACCCGGGCCAGCCCGGCGCCGAGACCAGCCGCUGGCGGGACCGUGAGGUUGUGGAGGCCAUUUGGAAGGGCAUCGAGGCGAACAUGCGCGCUAAGGGGUGGCGGAAGGAUGCGGCGCCUAGUUCUAUCUGAGGGGGGAGUCUCCGCGGGAGGGGUGUGGAGGCCGGUGAAAACUUAGAUUGUAUUAUCUACUUCUACAAGGGCAUUAGCUGGGCGUUCAGGCGGCGUUUUCGAAGGGUUUACAUAUAGGGGGAUUCUGGAGUUGGGCCUGGCGGAGAUGAGCAACUUGAUAUCCGGAACCGUGUUUCCUGUGAAAUCUGUCCCUGCCGUCUGGCCGGCGCGGGUGUCGAGUCUCGGUCGUUGGCAUUGAAUACUGUGUGUACUCCCCAACCGGACAACGCCAUUCAAGUCAUGACUAGGAAUAGCUCAUUGCUGAGAUGAGUGUCGCGUCGCGCGCACAUUCUACCUCUAUCCCACCAAACCCAUCGGAAGCGCAAUCCGCACCCGCCAACGCCAACGCCAUGCCAAUCAUCAACCCCACGACGAAAGAAAGACCACCACCCCAAACUCCGCCCCUCUCCCAAC
Molecule: messenger RNA, 1917 nt
Organism: Chaetomium fimeti
Lineage: Eukaryota; Fungi; Ascomycota; Sordariomycetes; Sordariales; Chaetomiaceae
Product: RNA pol II accessory factor, Cdc73 family-domain-containing protein
Exons: 2
Coding region: 232-1464 (410 amino acids)
Biological process (GO): positive regulation of transcription elongation by RNA polymerase II; transcription elongation by RNA polymerase II
Cellular component (GO): Cdc73/Paf1 complex
Molecular function (GO): RNA polymerase II complex binding
Source: RefSeq, a predicted model, not a curated record